Balaenoptera acutorostrata (minke whale) is the source of this 2152-nucleotide messenger RNA. RefSeq names its product cholinergic receptor nicotinic alpha 7 subunit (gene CHRNA7). Gene Ontology annotation, molecular function: transmembrane signaling receptor activity; acetylcholine-gated monoatomic cation-selective channel activity. The record is from RefSeq and is a predicted model, not a curated record. Gene Ontology annotation, biological process: signal transduction; regulation of membrane potential; nervous system process. The transcript is spliced from 10 exons. Gene Ontology annotation, cellular component: synapse; postsynaptic membrane; neuron projection. Bases 74 to 1573 code for a protein of 499 amino acids. NCBI's taxonomy places the organism in Eukaryota, Metazoa, Chordata, Mammalia, Artiodactyla, Balaenopteridae.
CCGCGAGAAGCGGCUCUGCGGCCGCAGGCGCAGGCCCGGGCUGACUUCCGAGACGCGCAGCUCCGGCCCCAACAUGCGCCGCUUACUGUGCCUGGCGCUGGCCGCGUCGCUCCUGCACGUGUCCCUGCAAGGCGAGUUCCAGAGGAAGCUCUACAAGGACCUGGUCAAGAACUACAACCCCUUGGAGAGGCCCGUGGUCAACGACUCGCAGCCGCUCACCGUCUACUUCUCCCUGAGCCUUCUGCAGAUCAUGGACGUGGAUGAGAAGAACCAAGUGUUGACCACCAACAUUUGGCUGCAAAUGUCUUGGAUAGAUCACUAUUUACAGUGGAAUAUGUCAGAGUAUCCAGGCGUGAAGACGGUUCGUUUCCCAGAUGGCCAGAUCUGGAAGCCAGACAUUCUCCUCUACAACAGUGCUGAUGAGCGGUUUGACGCCACGUUCCACACCAACGUGUUAGUGAAUUCUUCUGGGCACUGCCAGUACCUCCCUCCAGGCAUCUUCAAGAGCUCCUGCUACAUUGAUGUGCGAUGGUUCCCCUUUGAUGUGCAGCAGUGCAAACUGAAGUUUGGGUCCUGGUCUUAUGGAGGGUGGUCCUUGGAUCUGCAGAUGCAGGAGGCAGACAUCAGCGGCUAUAUCCCAAAUGGAGAAUGGGACCUUGUGGGGGUCCCUGGCAAGCGGAGUGAGAAGUUCUAUGAGUGCUGCAAAGAGCCAUACCCGGAUGUGACCUUCACUGUCACCAUCCGCCGCAGGACCCUCUACUAUGGCCUCAACCUUCUCAUUCCCUGUGUGCUCAUCUCUGCCCUGGCCCUCCUCGUGUUCUUGCUCCCUGCAGACUCUGGGGAGAAAAUCUCCCUGGGGAUUACAGUUUUACUCUCUCUUACCGUCUUCAUGCUGCUGGUGGCUGAGAUCAUGCCUGCGACCUCUGACUCAGUGCCCUUGAUAGCCCAGUACUUCGCUAGCACCAUGAUCAUCGUGGGCCUCUCCGUGGUCGUCACGGUGAUCGUGCUACAGUACCACCACCACGACCCCGACGGUGGCAAGAUGCCCAAAUGGACAAGAGUCAUCCUCCUGAACUGGUGUGCCUGGUUCCUGCGCAUGAAGAGACCGGGGGAGGACAAGGUGCGGCCGGCCUGCCAGCACAAGCAGCGCCGCUGCAGCCUGGCCAGCGUGGAGAUGAGCGCCGUGGCGGGGCCGCCGGCUACCAACGGCAACCUGCUGUACAUCGGCUUCCGUGGCCUGGACAGCGUGCACUGCGCGCCCACCCCCGACUCGGGGGUCGUGUGUGGCCGCCUGGCCUGCUCGCCCACGCACGACGAGCACCUGCUGCACGGCGGCCAGCCCUCGGAGGGGGACCCGGACCUGGCCAAGAUUCUGGAGGAGGUACGCUACAUCGCCCACCGCUUCCGCUGCCAGGACGAGAGCGAGGCCGUGUGCAGCGAGUGGAAGUUCGCGGCCUGUGUGGUGGACCGCCUGUGCCUCAUGGCCUUCUCGGUCUUCACCAUCCUCUGCACCAUCGGCAUCCUGAUGUCGGCGCCCAACUUCGUCGAGGCUGUGUCCAAAGACUUCGCUUGACUCAGUCCUGGCUCCCAGCAUGUAGGAAACGCAGAGAUGGGCGAUGACGUUGGCUUAGGGAGAACUUGGGGGCGCUGAUUCUACAGCACCGUUAAACCCGAGGACUCAGAUGUACCCUAUCGCUGUCAUGUCGGUUUCAGUUUACUUGUUACUUUCAGUAAUAGGAUCUCAGCACGUUUCUGUUUAACCCUCUUUGAUGGGCCACUCGAUAUCCUCCGAGCAUCCUUAUGGUCAGCAGGACCCUGGAGAGGUCAUUUUGCCCAUUCUCCACUGCCUGGUGUGCCCUUCAAAGAGGUUUGCGUAGCUCAGGACUGACUGCCAGGUGAGGCCUGGGUAGCUGGUCUGCAUGCCUGCAUGUCACUUGCUGUGAGGGCUUACAUGAAAAUUCAUAUCUGCUUUGCCUGUGUACAAAUCUAGAUUGAAGCUAAUCAUCAUAAUAAACCACACUCAGUAAAUCCAUCAGAUAAUUGACUGAUGAAACAAAACUAAACUAAAACUUAAAAACCCAACUGCUGGUUUUUCUUCGAUUCAGACUUUAAUUUUCUCUACCAAAAGCAGUUGGUAGAGAGAAACAGUUUU